AUGCAGCCUUUCUUCAAAGAGUUCCAGCGAUUGCUUCCGAGGAAGGUGGAUGUCUCAAAAACCAUUAAAAACACUUCGGGGAAAAUGUUGGAUGCAGUUGUGGAUUCUCUGUUCCAAUUUGUUGAUAUACCGUCACUCCCAUCUCAGAAAAACUUUUUACCAGUUGAAGAGAUUGGAGAACUUGUUGAGGUUACCUGCACUUCAGGAGAAAUUCCUGCUGAUUUUGCUGAGGGUGUUUUCAUCAGAAAUGGUAGUAAUCCUUUGUUUGGAGGUCUGAAAUCAGCAGUGUCGAUCUUCGGAGAAUCACACCAUACUUGGGUAGAGGGAGAAGGAAUGCUCCAUGCUCUAUACUUCAAAAGAGACGAUGACCGUGGUAGCUGGGUCAUCUCGUAUAAGAAUAGAUAUCUUGAGACUGAGACUUUUAAGAUAGAAACUAAACUAAAUAAACCAGGCUUCUUACCGGCCCUAGCAGGAGAUGCUCCGGCAAUCAUUGCAGCAUUUCUCCUAAAUUCGUUGAGAUUUGGGGCAGUCAAUAAACACAUGAGCAACACCAAUGUUUUUGAGCAUUCAGGGAAGGUUUACACUAUUGCAGAGAACUAUGUGCCUCAGGAGGUGGACAUUUCCACCUUGGAAACCGUUUGUAAUUGGGAUGUCAAUGGAACUUGGGAUCGACCAUUCACAAGUCAUCCAAAGAAAGCUCCUAGCUCCGGAGAGUUAGUCGUGAUGGGGACAGAUGCACGGAAACCUUACUAUGUUUUGGGGGUCAUCUCUGCUGAUGGAAACAAAGUGCACCAGGUCGAUCUCAACUUGAAAAGAAGUGUGCUCAGUCAUGACAUAGGAGUCACUCCACAGUACAAUGUAAUCAUUGAUCAUCCUCUCAUUGUAGAUGUAAAGAGACUCGUCAUGGGAGGCCAAUUAAUGAAGUAUGUAAAGGAAGAGUACGCGAGAAUUGGGGUCAUGCCUCGUUAUGGUGAUGCAGAGUCUGUCAAAUGGUUUGAGGUGCAGACCAAUUGCACAUUUCACAUUCUCAAUUGCUUUGAGGAUGAUGAUCAGGUUAUAGUGAGGGGAUGUAGGGCUCUCACAUCCUUUCUACCAGGUGCUGACGGCAGCCGAAACCCUUAUGAAUGGUUCUCCAAAGGGUUCAACUUCGCUGGUGAUCAUCAUGAUUCUGCAGAGGUUGGAUAUCUGUUUGUGCAUCUAUAUGAAUGGAGAUUGAACAUGUUAUCUGGAGAAGUUGAGGAGAGGAAGUUAACCGGGUCUGAAUACUCCUUGGAUUUCCCUUUCAUCAAUGAACAAUUUACUGGAUUAAAACACAAGUAUGGAUAUACUCAGGUCAUUGAUUCCAGGGCAAGCUCUUUGUGUGGGAUGGCCAAAUAUGGAUCUCUUGCCAAAAUAUAUCUGGAGGAAUCGAAUUCUACAAAGUUUGUGGAGGGAAGGGGUGGGAACUUGUUUCCAAAGGUGGAAUAUCAUAAGUUUGAGGACAACAACUUUUGCAGUGGUAGUGUUUUUGUCCCAAGAAAUGGAGGCAUCAAGGAAGAUGAUGGCUGGAUUAUCACUUUUGUUCACAAUGAAGGAACUGAUGUGACCCAAGUUCAUAUCAUUGAUGCACAAGAUUUUGAAGGUGAAACGAUUGCGAAACUUACAAUGCCACAACGGGUGCCCUAUGGUUUUCAUGGAACCUUUGUGUCUACGCCGGCUUGUCAAUCUUAG
Messenger RNA from Fragaria vesca subsp. vesca, 1710 nucleotides. Its product is annotated as carotenoid 9,10(9',10')-cleavage dioxygenase 1-like. The record is from RefSeq and is a predicted model, not a curated record. Gene Ontology annotation, molecular function: carotenoid dioxygenase activity. Gene Ontology annotation, cellular component: chloroplast stroma. Lineage: Eukaryota; Viridiplantae; Streptophyta; Magnoliopsida; Rosales; Rosaceae. The transcript has 12 exons. Gene Ontology annotation, biological process: carotene catabolic process. The coding region runs from base 1 to 1710 and encodes 569 amino acids.